Dromiciops gliroides (monito del monte) is the source of this 2231-nucleotide messenger RNA. It is a transcript of the gene KCNK9, whose product is annotated as potassium two pore domain channel subfamily K member 9. Gene Ontology annotation, cellular component: membrane. Gene Ontology annotation, biological process: potassium ion transmembrane transport; stabilization of membrane potential. NCBI's taxonomy places the organism in Eukaryota, Metazoa, Chordata, Mammalia, Microbiotheria, Microbiotheriidae. Bases 270 to 1940 code for a protein of 556 amino acids. The transcript is spliced from 2 exons. The record is from RefSeq and is a predicted model, not a curated record. Gene Ontology annotation, molecular function: potassium ion leak channel activity.
UGGAAACUCCAGUCGGGCUCUGCUCUCUACGGACCUGCAGGCGCUGCCUCCAGUUCCUUAAAGCUCGAGGAGGCCGGGAGGAGGAGGAGGAAGAGAAAGCUGGAGGCGGGGAGGACAAGAGGGAAGGAGGGAGAAGGGGGAGAGCUGCUGCUCUUGGAUCAAGAAGAGGCAGUGGCGACAGUAGACAAGAGGACUUGGGUGUUAGGGCUUUUUUUUGGGGGGGGGAGUUUUUUUCCCUCCCCAGCGGUCACUAGGGGGGCUUGCCAUUGAUGGCACUGCGCAGUGGGACAGGUUGGUUUGGCCAGGUCUUGCGCAGAGUGUCCGGGCUCCCCGGCACCUGGUCCCGGCGCUCCAGCAGCCUCCUGUGCCUCUCUUCCUCGCAGGAGCCUGAGGCUCGGCCGCGCCAGCAGCAGGAGCAGCAGCAGCAGGAGCAGCAGCAGCAGCCGCCGCAGCAGCAGCCGCCACCCCGGCGGCGGCGGCAUCAGCAGUUACCGCAGCUCCAGCUCCAGCCCUAUCCCCUCCACCUCCACCACCCGCGCCGUAGCAGCGGCGGCAGCAGCAGCAGCAGUAGCAGCGUCGGCGGAGGCUACCUCCCCUACCCCCCGCCCCUUGGGCAGCCGCCCCACUGCUGCUUACAACUUCCCAGUGGAGGAGGAGGUGGAGGAGGUGGAGGAGGAGGAGGAGGAGGAGGGGGAGGACGGAGAGGAGGAGGAGGCGGCGGCAGGAGAGCAGGAGGCGGUGGCUGCUGCGCGCUGCAGUCGGACCGCCGGGCGGCCGGGGGACAUGCACCCCGUGCCGGCCCCUUGCUGGCGGCCAUGAAGCGGCAGAACGUGCGGACCCUGUCCCUCAUCAUCUGCACCUUCACUUACCUCCUGGUGGGCGCCGCUGUCUUCGACGCCCUGGAGUCCGACCACGAGAUGCGCGAGGAGGAGAAACUCAAAGCCGAGGAGAUUCGGAUUAAGGGAAAGUACAACAUCACUAGCGAGGACUACCUCCAGCUGGAGCUGGUCAUCAUGCAGUCAGAGCCCCACCGCGCCGGGGUCCAGUGGAAAUUCGCCGGAUCCUUCUACUUCGCGAUCACGGUGAUCACCACGAUAGGUUAUGGCCACGCAGCCCCUGGUACGGAUGCAGGCAAAGCCUUCUGCAUGUUCUACGCCGUGCUGGGCAUUCCACUGACCCUGGUCAUGUUCCAGAGCCUGGGGGAGCGGAUGAACACCUUUGUUAAAUACUUGCUGAAGAGGAUUAAGAAGUGCUGCGGCAUGCGGAGCACUGAGGUGUCCAUGGAGAACAUGGUCACCGUAGGCUUCUUCUCCUGUAUGGGGACCCUGUGCAUCGGGGCCGCGGCUUUCUCCCAGUAUGAGGAGUGGAGUUUCUUCCACGCUUAUUACUACUGUUUCAUUACCUUGACUACCAUAGGGUUCGGGGACUACGUGGCCCUGCAGACCAAGGGCGCCCUCCAGAAGAAGCCGCUCUAUGUGGCCUUCAGUUUCAUGUACAUCCUGGUGGGGUUAACAGUCAUCGGGGCCUUCCUCAACCUGGUUGUCCUCAGGUUCUUGACCAUGAACAGCGAGGACGAGCGCCGAGACGCUGAGGAGCGGGCCUCGCUGGCGGGCAAUCGCAACAGCAUGGUCCUCCACAUUCAGGAGGAGGCCCAACACGGCCGGCCGCGGUACAAGGCCGAGGUCACGGACCUCCAAUCCGUCUGUUCAUGCAUGUGCUACCGAUCCCAGGAGUAUACCAGCCGGAUGGUGUCCCACCAAAAUUCCUUCAGCACCAAGCUGAACCCACAGUACUUUCACUCCAUCUCAUACAAGAUUGAAGAAAUUUCUCCAAGCACAUUAAAAAACAGCCUUUUCCCAUCCCCUGUUAGCUCCAUCUCCCCUGGCCUACACAGCUUUACUGAUAACUACAGGCUGAUGAGACGGCGGAAGUCCAUUUAGGAUUUUUUUAAGAAAGAAAAAAAAGUCAUUUGUCUUCUCUGGCUUUACCUUCCAUUGGUCCAUCUCUUUUGCCCUCUCUCUUUUUUUUUUUGUCCUGUUCGUUGUUUCCUUUCCUGUUCCUUUGUUCUUACUACCCUUUUUUCCUAACCUCCCAAGAGAGAUGGAGUAAGGCCAAAGGGGGAAGAAAUAGCCAGCCCUCCACUGAGACUCAGAACUGCGCAUGAAGCAUGAACCCUUCCCAGCAAAGUUUGCCUUACAUUUCUGCUCCCUCCCUCACCCCCCACCCCUUUA